AUGAUGUUACUUAUUGUUAUCAUUUGUCUCACUCCCUGUAAAUCUUUAUUGAGUAACAUAACUUUAGAGAGGAUCGUGGGAGGACGUGUUGCUACAUGUGAGCAGUUUCCUCAUCAGGUCAGCUACGUCGUCAACAACUCAUAUUUCUGCGGUGGAUUUAUCAUCAGUAAACGAUUUAUAUUAACAGCUGCGCAUUGCGCUCAAAAGUACAACGGUACAGUUAUUCCAAUAGUUGAAGUUAUCCCGUAUCCCGGCUACAAUAGACCUCCAUUUGAUAAAGACAUCGCGGUGAUGAGGACUUCAGAAGACAUCGAGUUUAAUUCUUGCACACGACCGAUAGCUUUGCCUCCGAGAGGAUCACUUUUGAGGGCUGGAUCAACCAUGACCCAAGGCGCUUCAAUAUUACCGGAUCGAUUGAUGACAGUUGAUUUAAAUCUAGUGAGUAGGUCUCGAUGUCAAUCAGCAUACAGUCCACUGAGGAUUACAGAAAAUAUGCUUUGCGCGGGAAAUUACUUCUUAGGAGGGAAGAGCACAUGUCAGGGUGAUUCAGGAGGGGUGGGAGCUAUUGACGGGGUGGCACGUGGUGUGGUAUCGUUCGGCCGGGGCUGCGGGAAACGGCUCUCUCCCAGCGUGUUCGCGAGCCUCGCCGCGCCGAACAUAAGGGACUUUAUCAAGAAACACACGGGAUUAUAA
Messenger RNA from Papilio xuthus (Asian swallowtail), 693 nucleotides. Its product is annotated as trypsin-7-like. The transcript has 5 exons. The record is from RefSeq and is a predicted model, not a curated record. Lineage: Eukaryota; Metazoa; Arthropoda; Insecta; Lepidoptera; Papilionidae. The coding region runs from base 1 to 693 and encodes 230 amino acids. Gene Ontology annotation, molecular function: serine-type endopeptidase activity. Gene Ontology annotation, biological process: proteolysis.